AUGGCGCAUCAGGAUGAAUUGCCAGGCCCACCCGUCAGAGCCACUUGUGGUGGUCGUGGACCUGGUGGCUUCAUGCAGUCGACGGCUCCCGGCCCCAACACGCCGGCCGCCGCCGUGCGUAGCCUCUCUCCCCGGAGCGCUGCUGCCGGCCACCAGCUCCACGCGCUCCUCACCAAGCAUGGCCUCCUCCACCACCCGGCCUUCCUCCGCGCCCUCCUCUCCCGCUUGCCUGCCUCACCGUCGGCCCUCUCCCUCCUACUCUCCGCCCCGCCCGGCGUCCUCUCCCCGUCCAUCUUCUGCCCGGCCAUUGCCGCCUUCUCCUCUUCCCCGGUACCGUACUCCUCGCUCGUCAUCUUCAACCACGUCUCCUCCUUCUCCCUCCCCACCCCGCUCCCUGCCUUCCCCGCCCUCCUCAAAUCCUGCGCCCGCGCUUUCAAGCUGUGCUCCCGAGCCAGCAAGUCCGCCGCGGCCUUCACGUCCAAGGGCAUGGAGCUGCAUUGCCGCGUUCUGAAGCUCGGCUACGGCACGGAUCAGUACGUGCAGAACGCGCUCGUGUCCAUGUAUGGCAAGCUCGGCCGCCUCAGGGACGCGAGGAUGGUGUUCGACGAAAUGCCAGUCAGGAAUGCUGUCUCUUGGAACGCGCUGGUGGGGGCACAUGGUGCGGUGGGGGACUCGCAGGGUGCAGAGAGAGUUUCUAAGGAUACACCAGACAGGAACAUUUCAUGGUGGAAUGCCGAGAUCGUGCGGAAUGCGAGGGUCGGGGAUAUGGAGAAGGCGGCGAGGGUCUUCAGAGAGAUGCCUGAUAGGGAUGCCGUGUCGUGGAACUCCUUGAUCGGUGGCUAUGCGAAGCUUAGGAGGUAUAGGCGAGCAUUGGAGAUCUUCGAGGAGAUGCAGGACAAUGGCAUCAAACCGACUGAGCUAACACUUGUGUCUGUUCUUGGCGCGUGCGCAGAGAUUGGCGAGCUGGAACUCGGAAAAGGUGUCCACAGUUACCUUGAUAGCGCAGGCAUUGCAGCUGAUGGGUAUGUUGGUAACGCGCUCGUGGAUAUGUAUGCAAAAUGUGGCAGAUUGGAGCUUGCCAAGCAGGUCUUUGAAAGCAUGUCAACCAAGGACAUUACUUGCUGGAAUGCGAUGAUCGUUGGGUUGUCAGUCCAUGGUCUCUCACGUGAGGCCCUGGAGCUCUUUGAUUCGAUGAAAGUUGAACCUGACCGUGUCACAUUUCUCGGUGUCUUGGCUGCCUGCAGCCAUGGUGGCCUAGUGAGCGAGGGGAGGGCAUAUUUUGAUAGCAUGACUGCACGCUACAAAAUCGUGCCGGAUGUGAAGCAUUAUGGCUGCAUGAUAGACAUGCUAUGCCGCUAUGGGAAAGUUUCAGAAGCUUAUCGAAUGAUCAAUGAUAUGCCCAUCAAGUCAAACUCUGUGCUGUGGAAGAUGGUGUUGGCUGCAUGCCGAGUGCACGGGCACAUGGACGUCGCUGACAAGGUUUUCCACAAACUGCGUGAGCUGAUGCCAGUCGAUGACGGGGAUGUGAUCACGAUAUCAAAUGUUUAUGCAGAAUCAAAUAGAUGGGAUGACGUCGAGCAUCUGAGAACGAAGGUGAUCGAAACCAGGGUUUGGAAGCAUUCUGCACACAGUCAAGUUAAUGUAACGUAGCCAAUAUUUUCUGCCAGAAACUGGAGCCUACAAUGACCAACUUCAAAUACCACGCGGUAUAUGUGGUCAGCUAUUUCAAAUCGAAUGUGUCGAUACUACAGCCAGGCAGCAGCUUGGGCAGGUCGCAGGCUGCUGCUUCAGUUCUCUCCAAGUUCCAAGUGAAGACCGGAGGCUGUGUUGGUUAAUCUGUUUACAUAUCAGAGCGUGAGAUGGCCAUGUUAACCUGAAAAAUAUUGUCUGUUUCAAGAUGGAGCCUUGGAACCCUUGGAAACGCUUCAUUUCCUUCC
Molecule: messenger RNA, 1937 nt
Organism: Lolium rigidum
Lineage: Eukaryota; Viridiplantae; Streptophyta; Magnoliopsida; Poales; Poaceae
Product: pentatricopeptide repeat-containing protein At4g18840-like
Exons: 2
Coding region: 1-1650 (549 amino acids)
Biological process (GO): RNA modification
Molecular function (GO): protein binding; RNA binding
Source: RefSeq, a predicted model, not a curated record